AUGUCUGAACGCAAAGUGCUCCAGAAGUACUACCCCCCGGAUUUCGAUCCCUCCGCCCUCACGCGUAAGCGCGGUCCCAAGCAGACCGGCCCUAAGGUCCAGACCGUCCGCAUCAUGGCGCCCUUUUCGAUGAAGUGCACGACGUGCGGAGAAUACAUCUACAAGGGCCGCAAAUUCAACUCCAGAAAGGAGACGAACCAAGCAGAGCGAUAUCUCAACAUCCAGAUUCACCGCUUUUACCUGAAGUGCACGCGGUGCUCGGCGGAAAUCAUCAUCAGGACCGACCCCAAGAUCGCCGACUACGCCGUAAUCAAGGGCGCGAUACGGAACAUGGAACCCUGGCGCAACAAGGAGGGCGAGAAGGAGAGCGUCGACGAGAGGCUGGACCGGUUGGAGCGCGAGGAGGCUGAAGCCGCGGGCGAGGAGGAGAAGAACGCGAUGGCGGACCUGGAAGCCAAGAACGAGGACGCGAGGCUGGAGAUGGCUGCCGCGGACGCGCUCGACGAGAUCCGCCAGCGCAACGCGCGCAUCCAGCGGUCUGAAAAGGAUGGCGUGGAUUUCUCCGAGUACGUCGUCAGGCCCGAGGACGAGGAGAGGGCGAGGCAAGAGAAGGAGGACGAGGAGGCUGCGCGGAAGGCUUUCGCCGCUGCGAGGGAGAGGCUUGGAGAGGAGAUUAUCGACGACGAUGAGUUUGACGGAGGGGUCAUUGGUGGACCAUCAGCAACCACAUCCUCCUCAUUAUUGGCGGUGGCAGCGUCAUCCUCAAUGUCAGGGGAAAAGUCGGAGACUGCUGCACCGGCGGGGACCGUGAGGGAUACUUCAAUGAUGCCGCCGCCGCCGCCUCCCGCCAAACGCGUGGUGAAGAAGAAGAAGGAUUACUCUGCGGCGCUUGGCAUCAAAAAGAAGCCUUCACUGGUCUGA
Messenger RNA from Colletotrichum paranaense, 921 nucleotides. RefSeq lists its product as uncharacterized. Gene Ontology annotation, cellular component: U2-type catalytic step 1 spliceosome. The record is from RefSeq and is a predicted model, not a curated record. Lineage: Eukaryota; Fungi; Ascomycota; Sordariomycetes; Glomerellales; Glomerellaceae. The transcript has a single exon. Bases 1 to 921 code for a protein of 306 amino acids. Gene Ontology annotation, biological process: mRNA splicing, via spliceosome.